CAUAUCAACCCAUCACUUCUUCACCAAAUCAAAAGCAACCAACGCAUUAGUAAUCUUAUCCCAUCUGUCGAUCCCAAACCACUUUUAAUUACCAGCCAUGUUGAGAGCGUUGAGCACUCGCAGAAGCCACAACAAGUAUGAAAAGCUAGUUGAUAACAAUGAAUCUUCUGCGGCGGGUCUCCUGGUGGGAGGAGGUAGUGAUUAUCAGCUUAAAAGGAGCAAAACCUUGCCGGUUCGAUUUUUUGGGUCGGCCAGUAAAAGAGGUCAGAAGGUGUCUGUGGAGGUGGAGCUUAAGUUGCCGUCCCUCCCAGCAGUGAAACCGGCGAUGAAGGUUAACAAAAGUCACCCACUUUUCAGCCUCUUCGAUCGACGGCGCCAGAACAAGAGGACCACUUCGAGACCGGAGUUCGCUAGGUACAUCGAGUAUGUGAAGGAAGGCAGAGGCUCAUUUUACUACAAGUGAUGAGAAGUUGAAACAGCAACCAAAAAAAAAAAAAAAAACAACUUUGGUUGCAUUGUUUAUGUAAGGAAGCCUUUUUUCCUUUGUUGGUUCUUCUUCGAAUUGUGCAGAAGAAGCUGUGGAUUGAGAUGUUCUUUCGUUGAUUUAGGGCAAAAGGUUUAGGUUUUUUUUUUUUCCUUCUUCAUUUCUUUCUUCUUAUUGGGGUUGGAUAUUCUCUCUGUGUUCAUGUUCUGGCUGAGUUUGAGUUGAUGAUCAAACGGGCCUGCCCGAAGGGAGUCUAGACAAAAGCAAUAGAGGCUUCAGAAUGAAACUUGAAAAUGAAG
This is a messenger RNA of Linum trigynum, 783 nucleotides long. Lineage: Eukaryota; Viridiplantae; Streptophyta; Magnoliopsida; Malpighiales; Linaceae. The record is from the annotation of a GenBank genome assembly.